UUACCUGUUUUCUUAAAAGCAUUGUAAUUGUCAUUACAAAUAAAUAGCAAUUCAGAAUUAAAGCUUUUUUUAGUUUUCAGUCUGUACUCACAGUUUGUUAGAGAGACAACAGGUAAAGACACAUUGUGAAGCAUAAACUAACUUGACUGUGUGAGGAAAAUGACCCAACCCAACAAUAAGGUGGAUUCUUGUGGCAGCCCUUCAAACUGUACUGAAUGUUGUGUGACGGUAUCAUGUUUUGUGACCAAAUUGUUCCCACAGCCACGAUGAAGGCCCCGCUGCCGGUCCCUCCUCAGCUGCUCGCCCUCGCCCCACAGCUUGGGGUAGAAGAACAGGCACCUAAUGUGUUGAGACAAAAGCCUGGGAUAACAUCAGCUCCAUUUCUUCCUGAAGAGUUACCAUCAGUGGAAGCACAGAGAGACACUGUCCCUGAUGAAGCUCUGCCAAGUCCAGCACCUUCUGUCCCUUUAGAUGUCCCACACCAGCCUGCAGCCUCGGUCCCUGGCUAUGCUCAGGAUGUAGCGCAAUGGAACUGCUCCCACCAGCAGAAAAUUUGGAUGAAGACUGAGCUGGAGGCGUUGGGGCUGUGGCCGGGGUCACGUCCUGUUCGUCAUCCUAUGAACAUGCUGUCCUUGUGGCGUAAUCCACCUCAGCCUGAGCUCAUAGACUCAAUCUCUGAGCUGCCGUCACCUAAAUACUGUCAGCUUCAUCCUUUUUUCAUUUGGAAGCCGGAGCACACAAUCAUGGAGAGGGUAAGGAACAAUUACAUCUUGCCCUGCCUUCAUGAAUGUCCCAACCCUCAGGUAGCUUCUUCCGGCAUUGGAAGGCCAAAUCGGUAAUGGAUGAGAUGAGGUGCAGCGGCAGAUCACCGGAGGACAUGGCUAAGCAGCUGACGGAGGCACUCCACCUUAAAUAUGAGAGAGCCCACCUGGCCUACCUGCUCAGUGUACAGAAUGUCAGGGAUGCUGAGGCAGGAGUUUACGGCCAGAGAACCAUCACUGGGCUUCUCAGACAGGCAGACACUCCGGCUCCAUUCGGUGGAUACUCCGAUGCUGACGGCUGGUGUGGAGUGUCUAUUUCUUCUCACUACCUGGUCGACUGCCUGGUCCGUGAGUUUCAACGGCAGGAGCAGCUCCUCACUCUGUUGCUACAGGGGACCUUUGGACAAGUUCUCAGGUCAGAUCAUACUCGGAAAGUGGCUAGGAAGGUGGGGCUGUCGUCUGGCACAAUGUCUUCCUAUGCCAUAAUGAACGAGAACUGGAUGAUCUUGAGCUGGGUGAUGCUGCAGUCAGAGUGCGAUCGGUCCCUCUAUCCUCUGUACGAGGGGGGGCUGAGUGGCGGAGGGUGGCAGAGGAGAGGGCAAAGAGGAAUUCAGCAGUGCAGCUUCCAACAGGUCGUCUGUGCAGGUUCUGUCAUCAACCCCUAAAGCAGGGCCCUGACAGCCCUCACAUACAUGACAGCUUUCCCGGGGUACCAGGGAAAUACAUCUACUGCCCCUCCAGAGUGUUCUCCCUCUACAAGGCACAGGGAAUGGGGAAGGAGAUGACCUGGGGGGAGUUCAAACUGUCGGACUUCUAUGAGACUGAAAGGGACGAUGGGUCGCAGAGAAAAAGAAAUGAACACUUCAACGUCAAAUAUACCCUCUCCACACACACAAACACACACACACACACACACACACACACACACACACACACACACACACACACACACACACACACACACUACUGUACUUAGUCAGGACUGUUUCAUUGUGAUAUUUGAAUCUCGUGUUCUGUUCUGAUCUGGCCACAAGACCUCGUCAACAUCACAGGAAAUGUCUCUUCCACGUCCGACUCCUCUCUCUCUCUUUGUCCUCCUCUUACUCUGACUCUCGUUGCCUCCAUGCUUGCAGAGUUCUCUAAAUGGUUUACCUGAGGCCUGUUUGUAGUGCUAAGGCUCAGACUGAUUGGUGUUCUCUUUUCUGUGUAAGUGUUUUCAGGUCUGUAUGUAAGUUCCUACAAUUGCCAGAUGAGUUUUGCAUUUUGAACAUUUUUGAGUGUUUUUACCAAUGACAACAGGAGAUUUCAUUUUUGAAGAAAUUGUCUAAUGUAAGAAAACGUGUGUAGUGUUUUGCAAUCAGUGUGUUAAAAAAUUGCAAACAAAGUGCAAAGUUGACAAUGUGUUUAAGGUAUGGUUACACUGUG
Molecule: messenger RNA, 2186 nt
Organism: Perca fluviatilis (European perch)
Lineage: Eukaryota; Metazoa; Chordata; Actinopteri; Perciformes; Percidae
Exons: 4
Coding region: 216-839 (207 amino acids)
Source: RefSeq, a predicted model, not a curated record